CAGCUCCCUCUCUCGCUCGGUCUGUGACGCUCGGCUGGCUUAGAGAGGACGUGCUAUGUAUGUAUUACCCCAUCAUAGCUCACCCGGCGUCUACCUGAUCGUUUGUCUUCCUACACCCAUCAAACAUUGCUUCUCCUCCCUCCUCUCACUCACACUCUCACUGCUGCAAUUGUUCGACACAUACGCAGUGCUAAUGCGCUCCCAUACCACCAACGACUAUUAAUGAUACCCACAGUAUAGAUUAACACCUAAUAUCGCCCUGGUCAGCAUACAACCCUUUCGGCCUCAACCCCGACGCACAUCGCGCCGUUUCCAUCUCAAUCAUGGUCGGAGGUCACCAACACAGCGGUUCAACCGCCAGCGACGCCCCGCCAUGCCCCGACCCUUCGGUCCACGAGAAGAGCCACAAAAUAUCUGAGGCGGCCUCAGCGGCAGCGCUGCUUGCCACGAACCCCGAUCACAAGCACAACAGUCCGCUUGACGCCGACGGCAAGCUCUCUGCUGCGAGCGCCGCGACAUCACUGAAAUAUGCAAAACCGCAAGAUCUACCCAGCUUUCCCAGCCUGGGCGGCACCACCGCAGACUCGGCGGGCAAGGCAGCGAUGCUGGCCAAAGACUACAAAAUGAAAGAGCUGUGGCAGCCAGAGUUGAGCACCGCUGGCUCAAAGGCUGCUCUACUCGCACACGGAAAGGGUAGCAACUUGGAUUUCUGGCAGCCAACCGCGAGCGCCGAGGGUAGCUCCGCGGCGACUCUCGCCUUUCGCAACCAGAACUCGAGCCCGCAGGCCCCUCAGGCCGGAAGCAGCACUCCUGACUACAAAUCGAAUGCGCUACUUGCUGCGACCGCAUCGCACAACCGAAAUCGCCAGCGAGCAGAGUCGACACCUGCCGAGCCGUACCCGUCAUACCCCGACUCACACAACUCGUCGGCCAAUGCGCUGAGCGCAGCUACCGCAUCGCAUCGCACCUCCACCUUGAAGGGAGCUUCAGAUGGAUGGGACUCAGACGCGAUGCAGGCUGCACGCGUGCACAAUCUACACAUGGACCCAAGCAUGUUCGGUGAGCACCCGCCAGUUCAGCCCGAAGUCGACGAGGCCACCCACAAUGCCGCUCUGCACGCAUCGGCAGUCACGUUGGCGAAGCAAAUGUACGGCCUUCAAAACCGUGCUGCACAGCAGGCCGCCGAAAACGCGAGUCAGAACCAGUCCACAGCCGACGCCAAUUCUGUGUCACCGGACAUCAAGCAACAGGCGCUUCAAUACAUCAGUCUCCAGGACACUGCUCACAGGCUUGCAGCAGAACGUUUGGCCAAGGUUGACAAGAGCCUCGAGAAUGACCGCUACCGACAGUACUAUGGUUAUGGCAACGAAGACAAGUCAAAGCGCUUGUCCUCCCGCCUAUCUGUCCGCAACGCUCUCGGCCGCGGCCGCGCAUCCAGCGAAGGUGAUCACUACGACGAUUCCGAUGACGAGCUACAGGCCAACAAGAUCCGCUCGCAGAUGUCUCAGCUCAACUCUGGCAUCAACCAAAUCGAUGCGAAGAAGCAGCAGGAUGACCGCGCCAAGCUCAUGGCUGCUGCUGAGAAGCGCGUAAGCGCCCAGAUGCACGCUCUGGACGAGCGGGUAUUCCUUCAGACUGGCAAGGUCCCGCCUGCCAUGCUCGAGGAGUGGGAGGAAAAGUCCCGCAAGCGUGCUGCUGAGGAACGCGAGGAGAAAGCCCGCCACCCGGGCAAGACACACAUCGGUGGUGGCAAGUACAUGGAUCAAGCAGAGAUCGAAGCCAUCGCCCUUGCGCGCCUGAAGCCCACUCUCGACGAGCUCAACGACACCGCUGAGAAGCGACGCGCCAGGGAUGAGGAGCUUCGUCUCGAGAAGGAGAGACAAGACGAUGCCCGACUUGCAGAGAAGGAGAAGACCAGAUUGCAAAAGGAGGAGUUCAAGAGAAUUCAAAACGAAGACAAGGCUGUCGCAAAGCGCGAGAAAGAGGAGGCCAAGGCGCGCAAAGAAGAAGAGAAACGCCUGGCUAAGGAAGAGAAGCGCAAGAGCCAAUAUGAUGCCAAGGAUGCCGCCGCCGCUGGUGCAGCCGGUGCCACCCUCGCUGAGGUCGCCGACAAGGUCAAGGACGAUGACGACGUCGAGGACGAGGUCGAUGAGACCAAUAAGAAGCGCCGUUCUUUUUUAGGGGGAUUCAGCGGCUUCCGAUCUUUGAGAGGUCGCGAGGACAAGAACAAGGAGAAGGAGGAGAAGCACAAGAGCCGCAGCGAAGCUAAGGAGGCCGCUGUCGCCGGUGCUACCCUCAGCGAGGUCGCUGAAAAGGUCAAGCACGACCAAGAAGAGCCUACUCCUACUCCUGCUGCAGUCGAAGCGGAAGAGGAGCGCAAGCACCACUCCCUAUUGGCCAAGCUGAAAGGCGGCGACAAGGAAGCCAAGCACGCCCAGGAUGAGGAGAAGCCUUCAAAGGUAGACAAGAAGGAGGCUGCCGCUGCGGUGGCCGCCGGCGCUGUCCUCGCCGAGGUCGCCGAUAAGGUCAAGCAUGACCAAGAAGAGCCCGUCUCCCCAAUCGAGACCGAGGAAGAACAGCGAGAGCGCAAAUCCUUGUUGGCCAAGCUGAAGCGCAACAAGGAUGACAAGGAGGCUGCAAAAGCCGAGCCCGUCGUCGUCGUUCCCCGCACUGAGGAGGAAGAGCGUGAGCACAAGUCCCUCCUGGCCAAACUGAAGGAGAAGAAGGAAGAGCACGACGCUGCCAAGGCGGAGAAGGCUGAGAUCAAGCAAGCCGAGAAGGCCGAAAAGAUCGACGCCAAGGAGGCCGCGGUCGCAGUCGCUGCGGGUGCCACACUCGGAGAGGUUGCGGAGAAGGUCAAACACGAUCAAGAAGAGUCUACCACCGAGAACGAGGGCGUCAACAAGCACCGAUCUGCUUUGGCUGCACUGAAGGAGAAGCUCUCGAAGGACAAGGACGCUAAAGACCCCGAAGUGGAAUCAUCAGCUAAGGAGCCGAAGGCCGAAAGCCACGCAGGCGCUGCCACUGCUGCCGGCGUUGUAGGAGGCGCCGCCACCGGAGCAGUCCUCGCUGAUGUUGCCCAUGACUCCAAGGCCUUGGAUGCGCAACAAGCUGAGCAUGCCAAUGCUGCCACGACCGAGAACGACGCAUCUGCUCCCGCGGCAGCGCAAGGCAUGGAAUUCCUGCCUGUUGUCCCAGUCGAGCAAGGCCCAGCGCCCACUGCUGCCGCCACAUCCGAGGGUGUCAAGGACAGCAACUUCCUCGCCGUGGCUCCCGUGGACCCUACUGUCCCAGAAACUCACUCCGAGUCUGCCGCUGCAACUUCUGCGCCAACCAUCGUCGAGCCUGAGACCUCCAAACCGGUAAAGGACGAUGAGCUUCCCGUCGCGAGGUCGGAUGCUAUUCCUUUCGAGCAACAAGGCGCGCUUUCAAGAUUCUCCAACGAUGCCGUGCCCACGUUGGCCACUACUCGUCCUGACCUCGAGAGACACAUCUCGCAGAUUCCUGAAAAUGACGAUGACGAAGACGACGAGGACGACGACAUCAUUGCUGCGGUCGCAAAGUCGACUCAGCCGCAACCGGAGACAGUUGAGGAGCCUCAGACCAGGGCGGGCAAGAUCGGAGCCGCCAUUGCAAAGGGUGUCGCACCGAUGGCAUCCAGCUUCGGCCCUACUGUCCCCUACCACGAGUCCGCUACAGACGAGAAAGAUGACGAGACGGCAGCCGCACAGGCGAAGACCGUGACCGACAAAGUCGGCAGCGUCUUUGCUGGCAACACAGCUCUUGCCUCGUCCUUUGCUCCCGUUGCAGCUGUGAAGCCGUCGCAGGCAUCGGCGACAAGCGCCCAAGAAAGUGCACCAGACCCGCUUGAAGAGCAACGCUUCAAGCCCGAGCAGCAGCAAGCCGGCCCGACCGUCGUUGGUAGCGGCGGUAGCAUCGCCAAGGGUGAGUCUUCACGUCCUGGUACUUCGGAGACCGUCACACCUGCCAACACGGCUGAGGGCGAGAAGAAGGGUCUCAAGGGCUUCUUCAACAAGCUCAAGCCGAAGUCGGGCAAGGAGAACUCUGAGAAACUACCCGAGUUCAAGUCUGUCGCUCAGCAGGACAAGGAGGCGGCGACUGUCGCAGCACUAGCCAGGCCCUCGACAGAGCAGAAAUCUUCUGCACCUGUGGCAGGUCCCGCGCCCACCGUCGCCGCGAUCGAGGCUACCUCCGAGGCUGGCAUCGUUCCCGGAACUCUCACUACCUGGCAAAAGCCCACUCCUCUCCCAGUGAAUCCUGGUACAGAGACCGAGAUCCCCGCCACUACUCCUUCCACCGCCACAGCCAACCCCACGACCGCCACCCUUGCCAACACCGCUCCCGCCGCCCCAGCUACUACCGCUCACGACGACGACGAGGACGACGAUGACGAGAACAAGCCCGGCCGCGCCAGCCGUCUCGCCGCCGCCCUCGGCCUCAAGCCCAAGAAGGACCAGAAUAAGCUCCACAAGCGUUCCCUCGACGAGCACCCUGCUCGCGGCGCCAGCGUCGCCGGCACCGAGACCGAGGACGACGAAGACAACUUUUACGACGCCGACCAGGGCGUCACCCCGGUCGCACAGAACCCCCCUGCUUCCAUCCUCUCGGGUACCAGCACCGAUCGCAAGGAGACGAAAUUCACCGAGAACCUUUAGGAAAGACCAUCUCGUGCGGAAUGAUCUUUGCGCUGUGAAGUUGGACGUGAACGAAGACGAAAAAGAACGAAACCACUAUUUCUAUACGAAGCGAGAAGGAAAUGGAAAGAAAGAAAAAAUAUGAUGCUGGGAAGAAGUGGGG
Molecule: messenger RNA, 4818 nt
Organism: Dissoconium aciculare CBS 342.82
Lineage: Eukaryota; Fungi; Ascomycota; Dothideomycetes; Mycosphaerellales; Dissoconiaceae
Exons: 3
Coding region: 324-4676 (1450 amino acids)
Biological process (GO): eisosome assembly
Source: RefSeq, a predicted model, not a curated record